GCACAGCGUAGCGGUAAGGGUGUAACCAUCCACAUUGGAACAGGUCUUAUUGUGUGCCAUCCAUCGCUUCGUAGCAGGUUGAAUCGUUUGACAAAUUUAAGCGUGAAAGAAAUUUUGUGCUUUUGGAAAUAAAAGCAACUUAAAACAGUAUUGACGUUUGUAUUGUUUUGUGUGAUUCUACAAAAGUGUCCAGUCCAGUGCCGUGUCAAGAUGCAUAUCAUAAAAAACAAAGCCCUUUACUUCACCCUCAUGCUCGUUGUCUUGAGCAUGUGUUUGGAUCAAACCGAGGCACGUCGCAAGAUUCUCCGCGGACGCCGUACCAUUAACCGAACCUUCAAACGUGGACCAAUGAUUCCUGCAUGGGCCAUCAUUACGAUAGUGGCCAUCGUGAAUCUGCUGCUCGGCGGCAUUGCUUAUCUAAUAUUCCGCAAGGUCGUGCUCAAUGCACCGAUCGAAAACGUUACCUCCUACACGCCGGCCAUGCAGGAUGAGUACAGCUCCUGAGCUCCCAAAUAAAUGGCCCAUCCAGCCGUACACAAACACUUAAUUUACCAUGCUACCCCCAACCCCACGACAGCAGCAAAUUGAAUCCUGCCGGUAGUUUGUAAGCAUUACCCCUUGUACAUCCUUACAUCCCCUUGAAUCGAUUCACAAAUCAAUAAACCACCAGAUCAGUUUCGAAGAAACGUAACCAAAACAA
Anopheles arabiensis is the source of this 700-nucleotide messenger RNA. RefSeq lists its product as uncharacterized. Bases 211 to 504 code for a protein of 97 amino acids. The transcript is spliced from 3 exons. The record is from RefSeq and is a predicted model, not a curated record. NCBI's taxonomy places the organism in Eukaryota, Metazoa, Arthropoda, Insecta, Diptera, Culicidae.